Molecule: messenger RNA, 974 nt
Organism: Humulus lupulus (European hop)
Lineage: Eukaryota; Viridiplantae; Streptophyta; Magnoliopsida; Rosales; Cannabaceae
Exons: 5
Coding region: 21-815 (264 amino acids)
Source: RefSeq, a predicted model, not a curated record
UAUCUAUAGUAGAGAAAUAUAUGAGAGUGUCAAGUGUGCAUGUGAAUUGUGAAACCAUGCACCAUUCGAUGGUUUUGUUAAAAUCCUCUUGCUUUCUACAUAGGUCACCCAACAAUGUGAAGUCUAAGCCUUUUCUGGGUAGAGGAGCCUACUGCAGCCUAAGAAAACAGGAGAGAAGAAGCCUCAGAAAAGCUUGGCCUUCAAUCACAGUGACCCUCUUUGGUUCAGGUUUCUUCUUGGGUCCCUUGCUCGAUGGGCUUCACUCAAGGGUAGAUCUUGUGGUGUAUGACAAUGGAGCCAUUAUCAUUGGCCCACUCCAUACAAAUAUCUGGGUUCCUUUUCUCCUUGGUUCAUUCUAUUGCACUAUUGGGUUGCUUCAACUCUACUUGGAUGAAAGGGGCUCUUCAAAGAUUUCAAAAGAUGGUAUCCAAAAGAAAGCAGCUGUUUCUUUGAUAGCACUUGUGGUAUUUAUAGAACUAAGCGCUGAAAUGUACAAAGCUGGAGUUGCAUACAACACUGAGGCCUACAUAUUGUUCGGAUUAGCUGAGUUGCUAUGGCUAUCACUGGACAGAACACUGUUGGGGUUCACCCUGGCAUGCAUUGUUGGAAUCGGUUGCCCACUAGCUGAGACUCCGUUAAUGAAGCUCUUCCACCUCUGGUAUUAUCCACAGCCAAACAUUAACAUCUUUGGCCAGGGACUCGUCAGCUGGACAAUCACUUGCUAUUUUGCUUACACCAUAUUUUUGAUCAAUUUCUCUCGAUGGCUGAAAUCAGUGUUAACUGCUGCUGAUCAAGUUAAUGAGGGAGACUCUUAACAUUGUUCAAAGUCUUAAGCCAAAUUCCAUGUAUUUUGAAACAAAACAAAAUCUGAAGCUGGAAGAGAAUUCACCCAGGGUUGAGUCUGUUGAUCUCAUUUUUCAUGAAUGUAUGUAUACAUAAUGUGAAAAGAGCUAUUAUAUGUCUUGACAUAAUCA